Molecule: messenger RNA, 1071 nt
Organism: Colletotrichum destructivum
Lineage: Eukaryota; Fungi; Ascomycota; Sordariomycetes; Glomerellales; Glomerellaceae
Product: Putative 2EXR domain-containing protein
Exons: 1
Coding region: 1-1071 (356 amino acids)
Source: RefSeq, a predicted model, not a curated record
AUGGGCAUCACAACCUUCCACCCGUUUCCGCAGCUGCCAGGAGAACUUCGAGACGUGAUCUGGGACCACGCAGUCCGUCCUGUCGAUCUCCGUGGUGUCCAAUACUUCUCUUUCUACACUAACCACGAAGUCCCCGAAAAGAUUAAGUCACAUCUGAUGCCAUUGUCGCACACAUACCAGCGGGAAGUUCUCGGUGCCCCGCUCGCUGACGACGAUGCAUUGACUGCAAGUUGGAACCAUAACAAGUCCACUUACGCCAUCGACGGUGCUCUAUGGACUACUUGUAAGGAGUCUCGCGCCGCCAUGCAUCGCCGGUACAAUCUAUGCCAUUGGGCCGAUCUUUACGAUGAUCCAUGCCGACCACUUCUCUCUGAUUCGAGCCGCCUUAGCAUUCGCCACGAGGACUACAAGGAUCUGCCAGCCAUAUUUCCAGUCCAUGACAGCAACAACUGGCAAUACAUAACUGUCCUACCGAGGCGGGAUCUCAUCAUGCUACAGACGUGGGACGUUGAUGAUUUCUCAAGUCUGGGUGACGGCCACAUGUUUUCGUCUAUGCCUCGCGGCUUCGUCAGCUUUGCGGACAUUGCGGUGGAAUUCGACCCAUCCUGGGACUACGACGAGCUCGAAGAGUAUCAGCAAGAGUGGAUCCACGGCGACCUCAGUUACAACUUCAAGUAUGACAGACCUAGAUGGGCGACUUAUCGCCUGUUGCUGGACGCUAUGAAAGAGAUGCAUAAUACAAGGCUGUGGAUGGUGGACCGUCGUCUCCGCCUGCAGGCCACAGCCCUUGACGAACGCUCCACUAGCGUGAUGAGAUGGGAGACCCGUGUGGUGUUCCGUGGGGACGGUUGCAAGUACUACGAGAUACCAGACUCGUGCUCGGAUUUAUGUUUGAUCGAGACGGAUGAGGAUGCGGCGUGCUUGUCAUUUGUUUGGAUGCUUGAACAGAUGUGCAGGGAGCAAUUGGAGAAAGACUUUGAUGAUCUGGAGAGAGAAUCUGAUUAUGAGGAGUACCCCCUGCAUAUCCGAUCCUUUCAGUCCUGGGGAGUUUUGGCAUGCGAGGAAGCUUGA